AGUGUACUGGAUGGGAAAAAAAGAUUGAAGAAACAUCAGAAAAUAGUGAUCACUCAGAAGGUAUAAGACAUCCAUGGCUCCUGGUUCCUCAAAUGAGAAGAAAACUGAUGAUGGACAGGCUUCAAAAGAGAAUUUUAUUCAUCUCUGCAACCCUCACCUGGAGAAAAUGAAAGAAGACAUCCUGUACCAUUUUGCUCUUGGGACCGGUACCCAUGAUUUUCCAACAUUGUUUGGCGAUGUAAAGUUUGUGUGUGUUGGAGGAAGCCCUUCCAGGAUGAAAGCUUUCAUUGCCUACAUAGCAGAGGAGCUGGGGCUCGGGAGCCCCGGGUGUGACUACCCCAACAUCUGUGCGGGCACCGACCGCUACGCCAUGUACAAAGUGGGGCCCGUGCUGUCCGUCAGCCACGGCAUGGGCAUUCCUUCUAUUUCAAUCAUGUUGCACGAGCUGAUCAAACUGUUGUAUCAUGCCAAGUGUUCCGACAUAACCAUCAUUCGCAUCGGCACCUCUGGUGGAAUAGGUCUGGAGCCAGGCUCAGUGGUUAUAACUAGGCAGUCUGUAGAUGCCACCUUCAAGCCUCAGCUGGAACAGGUUGUUCUGGGAAAGACAGUAGUUCGCAGCACCAACCUGGAUGAACAGCUGGCUCAGGAGCUGAUGCAGUGCAGUAAAGAAAUUGGUCAGUUCAAUACAGUCAUUGGAAACACCAUGUGCACUUUGGAUUUUUAUGAAGGACAGGGCAGGUUGGAUGGUGCAAUCUGCUUAUAUGAUGAAGAAGAAAAGCUGCAAUAUUUGAAGAAUGCUUAUGAGUCUGGUGUGAGAAACAUUGAGAUGGAGUCUUCUGUAUUUGCUGCAAUGUGUAAUCUCAGUGGUGUCAAAGCUGCUGUAGUGUGUGUCACUCUUCUGAACCGACUCGAGGGGGAUCAAAUCAGCAGCCCACACGAUGUCCUGGUGGAGUACCAGCAGAGGCCGCAGAAGUUAGUGGGAUAUUUCAUUAAGAAAAGUCUUGGGAAAGUAUGAAAUAUCCAUCUCAUGUUUUAGAGAAGGAGAAGGCCCUUGUACAGUUCUGGUCACAGUUAUGACUUCUGUGCAUUGCAGGUCUUUUGCCUCAGAGUAACUCACAGCAUUCCGUGUGUCAGUGGAAGUUAAUCAUUUAUGUCACUGCUCUUUGGGAACUGAAUGUGCUGAAGGACUUCACUUAAGGUUUGCUUAGUUAUGCAUUGCUGGAUAGAAAACUCACUUUUCUGAGAAUUGGAAAGGAGAUCUGUUGUGAAGGACAAGGCUGUGAUAAUACAUAACAAAACUAUUUAACUCUGCUGUAAAGGAAAAACUAGAGAGAAAAUCAAACUUUAUGGCCAAGUACAUGCAUACCAGCAAAUGAACUUAAAAAUUUGAAUAAUUUUCUUGUUCUUAUAAAAACUUAUAUAAGUUAUAGUUGUCUUUGUUGCUUCACUUGUAAAUAAAACUUAAA
Messenger RNA from Melozone crissalis (California towhee), 1466 nucleotides. RefSeq names its product uridine phosphorylase 1 (gene UPP1). Gene Ontology annotation, molecular function: uridine phosphorylase activity. The record is from RefSeq and is a predicted model, not a curated record. The transcript is spliced from 8 exons. Gene Ontology annotation, cellular component: cytoplasm; cytosol. NCBI's taxonomy places the organism in Eukaryota, Metazoa, Chordata, Aves, Passeriformes, Passerellidae. Bases 74 to 1015 code for a protein of 313 amino acids. Gene Ontology annotation, biological process: nucleotide catabolic process; uridine catabolic process.